Messenger RNA from Theobroma cacao (cacao), 1712 nucleotides. Its product is annotated as 3-oxo-Delta(4,5)-steroid 5-beta-reductase-like. Lineage: Eukaryota; Viridiplantae; Streptophyta; Magnoliopsida; Malvales; Malvaceae. The record is from RefSeq and is a predicted model, not a curated record.
CUGGCCCGAUAUGAUGUUGUCACGGCUACUUUCAGCCCUUUGUUCUUUUCUCUGGCUCUCAUUUCCUCUCCUAUAAAUCAAACGAUUGAAUACGGCCCAAGAAAACGUUCCGCCAAUCCGAAUCUUCGAACCCCUGAUUAAUUAAACGCCAGAGCCAGACUGUUAGUUCCAAGUCCCAUCAUCACUCUCCUUGCUUUUUUAUUUCCAUCGUCAUUUCCUUUCCUUUCCCACAAACCCAAUCCAAGUUAUCUAUCAAAAACAUGAGCUGGUGGUGGGCUGGUGCCAUUGGCGCUGCUAAGAAGAAAUUUGAGGAAGGUGAAGCGCCGAUAAGCUUCCAGAGCGUUGGACUGGUAGUUGGAGUGACCGGCAUAGUCGGUAACAGCCUGGCCGAAAUCCUUCCAUUAACCGACACCCCCGGCGGCCCAUGGAAAGUAUACGGAGUAGCUCGUCGCCCCCGGCCCAACUGGAACGUGGACCAUCCUAUCGAGUACAUUCAGUGCGACAUAUCCGAUCCCAAGGACACCGAAUCGAAGCUCUCUCCACUCACCGACGUCACCCACAUCUUCUACGUCAGCUGGAUCAACCGAUCAUCCGAAGCCGAGAACUGCGAAAUCAACGGUUCCAUGCUCCGGAACGUUUUGCGUUCCGUGAUCCCUAACGCACCCAAUCUCCGCCAUGUCUGUCUCCAAACCGGAACCAAAAAUUACCUCGGACCGUUGGAAUUGCUGGGUAAAAUCCAACCGCACGAUCCGCCUUUCACCGAAGAUUUACCGCGGUUAAACGCUCCCAAUUUUUACUACACUCAAGAAGACAUCCUCUUCGAAGAAACCGAGAAAAAAGAAGGAUUAACCUGGUCGGUUCACCGACCCGAUGUGAUAUUCGGGUUUUCGCCUUAUAGUUUAAUGAACAUCGUUGGAACUCUUUGCGUUUACGCCGCGAUUUGUAAACACGAAGGGCAACCGUUGUGGUUUCCUGGAAUUAGAGCCGCUUGGGAAAGUUACUCUAAUGUUUCGGAUGCGGAUUUGAUUGCGGAGCAUCAGAUAUGGGCGGCGGUGGAUCCGUAUGCAAAAAACGAAGUGUUUAAUGUGAAUAAUGGGGAUGUUUUUAAGUGGAAGCAUUUGUGGAGAGCUUUGGCGGAGCAAUUUGGGAUAGAAGAAUUUGGUUUCGAGGAAGGGCAGAAUUUGGGGCUGGUUGAGAUGAUGAAAGGGAAAGAAAGAGUGUGGGAAGAGAUAGUGAAGGAGAACCAGUUGGAAGAGACGAGGUUGGAGGAGGUGGGACUUUGGUGGUUUGUUGAUUUGAUCUUAGCAGGGGAGCCGCCGCUGUCGAGUAUGAAUAAGAGUAAGGAGCAUGGAUUUUUGGGGUUUCGGAAUUCCAAGAAUUCGUUUAUUACGUGGAUUGAUAAGAUGAAGGCUUACAAGAUUGUGCCUUGAUUUACUAUUUUGUUUCCAGUUUUUGGUAACGGAGAUUAAUUUGUUAUAGUUGUUGUUGCUCUAAAGUAAGUACAUGUGAACUUGUGAGAUUUAAGCUAUUAGCGGCAAACGCUUGGACCUGUUCGAUAUGGGAAACACUUGCGUAGGCUCCAAGAGAAGUUUUUGUUGCAUUUGGGGGGAUGCUGUAAGGUUUAUUGUUUCUUUUAGCUUAUGACGCUUCGUUCUUUAUCUUGUUCGAGCCUGAAUUAUGCAAUAAAACUUCUUUAUUAGACAAAGCUUGCA